AUGGAGGAGCGAUCACGCACCUGCCUCGUGAGCUGCGGCGACGUCACGCUCAAGCUCACGCUCACUAGCAAGAUGCUCAAGCGGCCCUUUGUGGACACGGUGCUUGCGCCCUUCCUCAAGGCCUACUCGAAGAAGGCGGGCCUGUACGCGGGGCGGCUGCCGACACCGGCGGACGUGGCGAGCGUUGAGGUGGAUGGCGUCCCGCUCGGCGACCACGGCCUCGGCAGCGGCAUCGUGCUUCUGGCGCGAGAGGCGGUCGACGUGGACGUCGAGCUCAAGCCGCCUCCCGCGGCGGCCGCCCCUCCGCAGGGCCUCUCGCAGACGCUGCCCGACGGCCCAUUCGGCGGCCCAUUCGGCGGCCCGUUUGACGGUGGUGGCGCCGAUUCGUCGGCGCGGGAGCCGCCGCGGCCUCCGGAGGGAGGCUACCCGCUGCCGCCCGGGAGCCUUGUGCUGGUGCAAGGACUCGCCUCCGAGGCGGGCCGCGCGCUCAACGGGACGCGGGGCGAGGUGGUAUCGUGGUUGGAGGAGAAGCAGCGGUACCAGCUGCGCGGGGAGGGCGGCCAGCUGGCGGGCGACGCUGUGCCGGUCGGGGAGCGGCUGCUCGCACUGGAGCGGAGGACCGACUCUGCAGGCGUGGCGCUCGGAGGUCUGUCCUCCUCCCUCGCCCGGGUCGACUUGGACGACGCGGCGGACGCGGUGGAGUGCGUCCACCGCAAGGCCUCCUCCGCGCUCGCCUCGCUGGCCGCGCUGCAGGUGGAGGUGGAUGGACUCGACGGGCUGGAAGGGCUCGACGAGGCGGAGAGGGGCGAAGCGCGCGCGCGGCGAAAGGCGGUGUGCGGCAGGCUGGCGGCGCUGGCGGAGGAGGGCGCCGCGCUGCGGACGGCGCUUGGCGAAGCGCAGAGGCGCGUCGAGGACUGA
Emiliania huxleyi CCMP1516 is the source of this 918-nucleotide messenger RNA. RefSeq lists its product as hypothetical. Bases 1 to 918 code for a protein of 305 amino acids. The record is from RefSeq and is a predicted model, not a curated record. Lineage: Eukaryota; Haptophyta; Isochrysidales; Noelaerhabdaceae. The transcript has 5 exons.